AUGCUCAGGGUACCCAACAACCAAUAUGAGGCCCACCUUGUCAAAUAUUAUUAUACGUUCUUAGGCUACGCCUCUCGUCGCACGCGUAGCGCCCUCCGAAUCGCGCCCUUCGGGCCCUCUCAAACGCGCCCUCCGCGCCCUCCGCGCUCUCCUCCUCCGCGCGACAGCGCCCUCCGCGCCCCUAGCCCGCAUCGUCGCGGACCUCCGCGCCUCGCCCGUCGCCCAGGCCCGCGCCAAGCCCAUCGCCCAGGCCCGCGCCUAGCCCGUCGCCCAGGCCCGCGCCUAGCCCGUCGCCCAGGCCCGCGCCUAGCCCGUCACACUUAG
Molecule: messenger RNA, 324 nt
Organism: Closterium sp. Yama58-4
Lineage: Eukaryota; Viridiplantae; Streptophyta; Zygnematophyceae; Desmidiales; Closteriaceae
Source: the annotation of a GenBank genome assembly